AACCUUUCCCCUCAACGGAAUCACCAAACUACCAAUCUUCCUUCGCGCAAUACACACAUCACAACAAAAACUCGCCGGAAUCUUUCUCCGAUCGCUUCGCUGGUUCAGUUUAUGUUCAUCGGAAACUCACCGAUCCUAUUCCGUUUCCAAUCGUAGUACUUCGGUGACCGGAGAUGGUGAAUUCCAUGGUUGAACGCGCCACCAGCGACAUGCUCAUCGGUCCCGAUUGGGCUAUGAAUAUCGAGAUCUGUGACAUGCUCAAUCAUGACCCUGGGCAAGCAAAGGAAGUUGUCAAAGGUAUAAAGAAACGGAUUGGAAGUAGAAAUUCUAAAGUUCAACUCCUUGCACUAACUUUGCUGGAGACAAUCAUAAAGAACUGCGGAGAUAUUGUUCACAUGCAUGUUGCAGAGAGAGAUGUGCUUCAUGAGAUGGUGAAAAUAGUGAAGAAAAAGCCUGAUUUUCAUGUCAAAGAGAAGAUACUGAUUCUUAUAGAUACUUGGCAAGAAGCUUUUGGAGGACCGAGGGCAAGAUAUCCACAAUACUAUGCUGCAUACCAGGAACUGUUGCGUGCUGGUGCAGUAUUCCCUCAAAGAUCUGAACAGUCUGCACCCGUAUUCACUCCUCCACAAACACAACCAUUGGCUUCAUACCCUCCAAACAUACGAGAUUUGGAUGCUAGACAGGACACGGCUGAGUCCUCUGCAGAGUCUGAGUUUCCAACACUAAGUUUGACCGAAAUUCAGAAUGCACAUGGUAUUAUGGACGUUCUUGCAGAAAUGCUCAAUGCAAUAGAUCCUAGUAACAAAGAAGGGCUUAGACAGGAGGUUAUUGUUGAUUUGGUGGAGCAGUGUAGAACAUACAAGCAAAGAGUGGUACACCUUGUAAACUCAACUACGGAUGAAUCACUGCUAUGCCAGGGACUGGCUCUCAAUGAUGAUCUGCAGCGUGUACUUGCCAGACAUGAAUCUAUUUUGUCUGGAACUUCUACUCAAAAUGGAAAUCACGUCGAGAAUUCAAAACCUGCAUCUGCUGGGCAACUUGUAGAUAUUGAUGCUCCUUUGGUUGAUACUGGAGAUACUGGCAAACAAACUGACGGGAGAUCUUCUUCUGGUGCUGAAACAGGGUCCCAAACAUUGAAUCAGUUAUUGCUUCCCGCGCCCGCAGCUUCAUCCAACGGUUCAGCUGUACCUGCCAAAGUUGAUCCCAAGUUGGACCUGCUCAGUGGUGAUAACUACAACUCACCAAAAGCUGAUACUUCACUUGCUCUUGUUCCUCUGGGAGAACCACAUCCUGCUAGUCCUGUGUCUGAUCAGAAUUCCCUUGUUCUUUUUGAUAUGUUUUCUAAUGGAGACACUGCACCGAAGUCUGUCAAUACCCAGCAAACUAAUGUUGCUGGUCAGUCUGGCCCAUUUACUCCCCAGUUUCAACAACAGCAGACAUUCAUAUCUCAAGGUGGAUUUUACCCCAAUGGAAAUGUGCCAAAUGCUGGUUCACCUCAGUAUGAACAAUCACUGCAUACACAAAAUACAGGUCCUGCCUGGAAUGGUCAGGUUGCCGAACAGCAACAGCCAGCUUCCCCUUAUGGUGCGCAAAAUAGCGGAUCAUUGCCACCACCUCCUUGGGAAGCUCAACCAGUAGACAAUGGCAGUCCGAUAGCAGGCGCUCAGUAUCCACAACCACCACAAGCCAGUCAUAUGGUUAUGACACAUGCUCAGGGUGCUGCAAAUCAUCAAGGGCCUCAAGCAAUGGGUUAUGACCAGGGUGCUGGUAUGUAUAUGCAGCCACAUGCUAACCAUGCUGGUAGCAAUCAAUUAGGUAUGCAUCCUCAGCAUAUUCAAGGUGUUGCAGGGCCAUACAUGGGUAUGGCUUCACAUCAAACGCAAGGUGGUCCUGCGGUUUCCAUGUAUCCACAACAGAUGUAUGGAAACCAAUAUGCAGGUUAUGGCUACGGUCAGCAGCAACCCGGAGUUCCAUACAUUGAGCAGCAAAUGUAUGGUAUGACUGUUAGAGAUGAUAGUUAUUUGCGAAACUCUAACCAGGUCCCUAUGUCUUAUGUUCCAUCGGGGAAGCCUUCAAAGCCAGAGGAUAAGUUAUUUGGGGACCUUGUGGACAUGGCAAAAGUGAAGCCAAAACCGACUCCAGGUCGAGCUGGUAGCAUGUAAAAACUGUCUUGGUUUGCAUUUUAGCCGUUUGCUAACAUGUGAUGUUUUUUAUUUUAUAUAUAUAGUUUUUGUUUUAUAUUGGUUGCUUUUCUGGGAAUUAGCAUUUGUGUAAAUUGAUUCUAGAGUAAACAUUGAAAAAUGGAGAACCGAGAAGAGGGUGGGGGAAGAAACAGCAAAGGACAUUAAAACCGAGGUCUUAUUUUCAUCUACUCCUUUUCUCCUAUUGACGUUAAAAUAAAUCGAAAGAGGGGGGCAUUGGGUGGAAUGACUUAAAGAUUUCUUAAUAAUUAAUGGCUUGUUUGAAAUAAUAAGAUUAUAGAAACAAUUAUUGUUCUGCUGCUCUAA
This is a messenger RNA of Cicer arietinum (chickpea), 2507 nucleotides long. Its product is annotated as TOM1-like protein 9. Gene Ontology annotation, biological process: protein transport to vacuole involved in ubiquitin-dependent protein catabolic process via the multivesicular body sorting pathway. The record is from RefSeq and is a predicted model, not a curated record. Lineage: Eukaryota; Viridiplantae; Streptophyta; Magnoliopsida; Fabales; Fabaceae. Gene Ontology annotation, molecular function: phosphatidylinositol binding; ubiquitin binding.